AUGGCUUCGUUCUCCCGCAACCUGCUGCGCUCGGCGGGCAAGGCUAACGCCAUCCCCGCCCUCUCGCGCAACGCCAUCCCCUCGUCGUCGCGCUUCGUCUCGCUCACCGCCGAGGCCUCGCGCCCCGCACAGGAGGUGCCCGCCUCCAAGUCCGAAAAGUUCAAGGUGGACCUCAACGAGGACUCGUUCAAGGGCUACAAGUUCGACGUGCCCAAGCUCGAGUGGGAGACCUCCAAGGACGAGCUCAUCCACCUCUACGCCGAGAUGGUCAAGAUGCGCCGCAUGGAGAUGGCCGCCGACCAGCUCUACAAGCAGAAGCUCAUCCGCGGUUUCUGCCACUUGGCCAUCGGUCAGGAGGCCGUCGCCGUCGGCAUGGAGGCCGGUAUGAAGCCCUCGGACAAGCUCAUCACCGCCUACCGAUGCCACCCCUUCACCGUCCAGAAGGGCGGCACCAUCAAGUCGGUCAUCGCAGAGCUCUUUGGUCGCGAGGCCGGUAUCUCCAAGGGCAAGGGUGGAUCCAUGCACAUGUUCACCCCCACCUUCUUCGGCGGCAACGGUAUCGUCGGCGCACAGGUGCCCGUCGGCGCCGGUAUCGCCUUUGCCCAGCAGUACCUCAACACCAACGACGCCACCUUUGCCAUGUACGGUGACGGUGCCUCCAACCAGGGUCAGGUCUUCGAGGCCUACAACAUGGCCAAGCUCUGGGACCUCCCCUGCGUCUUUGUCUGCGAGAACAACAAGUACGGCAUGGGCACCUCCGCCGAGCGCUCCUCGAUGAACACCCAGUACUACACCCGUGGCGACGUGAUCCCCGGUAUCCAGGUCAACGCCAUGGACGUCCUCGCCGUCGCCGCCGCCACCAAGCACGCCUCGGAGUUCACGCUCGGCGGCAACGGCCCGCUGCUCAUGGAGCUCGUCACCUACCGCUACGGUGGCCACUCGCUCUCCGACCCCGGCACCACCUACCGCACGCGCGACGAGAUCCAGACCAUGCGCUCCUCCAGCGACCCCAUCCAGGGCCUCAAGACGCGCAUGCUCGACUGGGGCAUCGUCGAGGAGGCCGAGCUCAAGAAGAUCGACAAGGCCGCAAAGGAGGAGGUCGACCAGGCCGUCGAGGAGGCAAAGCAGUCCCCACAGCCAAAGGAGGAGACCCUCUGGACCGACAUCUACUACCCGGGCACCGAGCCCGACUGGAUGCGUGGCCGUGACCGCACCGAGAUCCACCGAUACCGCUAG
Moesziomyces antarcticus is the source of this 1236-nucleotide messenger RNA. Its product is annotated as pyruvate dehydrogenase E1 component subunit alpha. NCBI's taxonomy places the organism in Eukaryota, Fungi, Basidiomycota, Ustilaginomycetes, Ustilaginales, Ustilaginaceae. Gene Ontology annotation, cellular component: intracellular membrane-bounded organelle. Gene Ontology annotation, biological process: pyruvate decarboxylation to acetyl-CoA. The record is from RefSeq and is a predicted model, not a curated record. Bases 1 to 1236 code for a protein of 411 amino acids. Gene Ontology annotation, molecular function: pyruvate dehydrogenase (acetyl-transferring) activity. The transcript has a single exon.